AUGGCUUCCACAACCAACGAUGCCAAACAGAUCCUUACCGAGAUUCCGGAGUGGAUCCGCGUCUUCACUGACGGGACCGUGGAACGCCCACGCGAUUUUCCGAUCGUUCCACCCACCCUCCAUGACUCUAACACUGGAGUCUCGUCCAAGGACAUUGCAAUCUCAAACAACCCUCCAAAACCAAUCUCUGCCCGCAUUUACCUCCCACACAUCACCGAUUCCCAGACUCACAAACUUUCCAUCUACGUCUACUUUCACGGGGGUGGCUUCUUCUUCGAAUCCGCUUUCUCCAAACUCUUCAACCACCAUUUCCUCAACUUGGUUUCUCAGGCAAAAGUUUUAGUGGUUUCCGUAGAAUACAGACUCGCCCCGGAGCACCCUCUCCCUGCAAGUUACGAUGAUUCUUGGGAUGCUCUCAAAUGGGUUGCAUCACAUUCUAACACUACCAACUACCCCACCCUUAACACUGACCCAUGGUUGAUUCACCACGCUGACUUCAACAGACUGUUCAUAGGAGGAGACAGUGCUGGUGCCAACAUCGUCCAUAACAUUCUUGUCUUUCGUCAGCCUUUGCCUGGGGAUGUUAAAAUACUGGGCGCUAUUAUGGCGCAUCCUUAUUUCUAUGGCUCGCAGCCUGUAGGCUCUGAACCUGUAACCGGGCUCGACCAGAACUUCUACAAUCUGGUUUGGAAGUUGGUGUACCCAUCUGCACCGGGUGGCAUUGAUAACCCCUUCAUUAACCCUCUGGCUGCUGGGGCUCCUAGCCUGGCUCAACUUGCUUGUUCUAGAAUCUUGGUUUGUGUUGCUGAAAAGGAUGGGUUGAGGGACAGAGGUGUCUGGUAUUAUGAGGCUGUGAAGAAGAGUGGGUGGCAAGGCCAAAUUCAACUCUUUGAAGAGAAAGAUGAGGAUCAUGAUUACCAUUUGCUCAAACCUUCACUCAAUCAAGAUACUCGUAAUGCUCACAAAUUGAUCAACCUCAUGGCUUCUUUUCUCGUUAACUAG
Molecule: messenger RNA, 1002 nt
Organism: Sphenostylis stenocarpa
Lineage: Eukaryota; Viridiplantae; Streptophyta; Magnoliopsida; Fabales; Fabaceae
Source: the annotation of a GenBank genome assembly